Apiotrichum porosum is the source of this 639-nucleotide messenger RNA. It is a transcript of the gene WWM1, whose product is annotated as WW domain-containing protein wwm1. Lineage: Eukaryota; Fungi; Basidiomycota; Tremellomycetes; Trichosporonales; Trichosporonaceae. The transcript has 6 exons. The coding region runs from base 1 to 639 and encodes 212 amino acids. The record is from RefSeq and is a predicted model, not a curated record.
AUGGUGAUCAACCCCCAGUACAACACCUGGUUCUACGUCAACACCAAGGCCCCAGGCGGCCCCGCAAGCCAGUGGACCCACCCUGCCGACGAUCAGCCCCAGCAGCAGCAGUUCUCCUCCCCCUCUGGCCCCCCACCAGGCGAAAAGGCGACCUACAACCCGGGCCAGCAGGCUUCGGCGCCCGCGCCCGCCGCCGUCGCCGCGGCCCCCGAGAAGCGCGGCAUGUUCUCCAAGCUCAUGGGCGGCGGUAGCCGGCCCCAGCAGCAGCAGCAGCAGCAGUAUGGCGGGUACCAGCAGCAGGGCGGCUACGGCGCACCCCCUCCGCCCAUGUACGGCAACCAGUACGGGCAGCAGCAGUACCCCCAGCAGGGAUACGGCGGCUACGGCGGCGGGUACCAGCAGCAACCCGUCUAUGUCCAGCAGCAGCAACAGCGUCCCGGUCGUAUGGGCGGCAUGGGCGCCGGCGGUGGUGCCAUGCUCGGUCUCGGCGGUGGUCUUCUCGGUGGCAUGUUGAUUGGCGACAUGAUUUCCGACAGCCAGCACGACUCAUACAUGGACGGCUACCAGGACGGCCAGAUGAACGACAUGGGCGGCGGUGGCGACUUUGGCGGCGGUGACUUUGGCGGUGGCGACUUCUAG